AUGUCUGUCAAUGAGCUCAUUGCCAAAUUUCAUUUUUCCAAACUUCUCAAUGGAAAUCCCCAGACCAAAUCGAUUGUCCUUUUAGGAUCCAUCGACGAUCAGAAUGCUAUUGUCACGAUUGAGAAAUCACACUUUUUAGUAGAUCAUGAAAAAGACUUCAGUCUUGCUAGCCUUGUUCAAGAUUCAGAAAUCAUUAACCAGAAUGAUAUAUACUAUUGGUCCAAAGUGUUGUUGGCUCAAAACUUGAAUGAUUCUCCUUCUGCAAAAUUGAACUUGAUAUUUCCCGCUACAGAAACCCACAUAAGAAAGUAUGCUGGUCAGAAUCAUCAUUAUGUACGUGAAACCCCAGAAAUGUACAACAAGUUUGUUGUGCCAUACAUCGAAUCGCAGAAAGGAGACAGAAUAAAAUGGGUCUAUAAUAUUCUCUUCGAAGGUAAGGAAUCGGAAACGUUUGUGUAUCACGACACAGAUCCCGUUACUGGAUUUGUGUUGUUGCCGGACAUGAAAUGGGACACUAUCAAUAUGGAGUCGUUAUACUUGUGUGCAAUUGUCAAUAGAAUGGAUAUCUCAUCAGUGAGAGACCUUAACUCAUCUCAUAUUGAGUACUUGGUAAAUAUCCAGAAACUAAUUAAGAAGGUAGCAACCGAAAAGUUCGCUGUUCAAAAGGAUGAAUUGAGAAUAUUUAUACAUUACCAACCUUCUUACUAUCACUUUCAUCUUCACAUAGUCAAUGUGAAGCAUCCAGGACUUGGUGAUGGGAUAGCAGUGGGAAAGGCUAUUCUUCUUGACGAUGUCAUUGAAAACAUCAAGGUUACGGGAGACUACUAUCAAAAGCGCACUAUUGGAUACUUACUAGGUGAGAACCAUGGCCUAUGGAAUAUAGAUGGAUACAGAGAAGCUCACCAGGACUCUAUCGAUAAUUAA
This is a messenger RNA of Scheffersomyces stipitis CBS 6054, 924 nucleotides long. RefSeq names its product 5'-(N(7)-methyl 5'-triphosphoguanosine)-(mRNA) diphosphatase. Gene Ontology annotation, cellular component: P-body; nucleus. The coding region runs from base 1 to 924 and encodes 307 amino acids. The transcript has a single exon. The record is from RefSeq and is a predicted model, not a curated record. Gene Ontology annotation, molecular function: hydrolase activity; RNA 7-methylguanosine cap binding. Gene Ontology annotation, biological process: deadenylation-dependent decapping of nuclear-transcribed mRNA. Lineage: Eukaryota; Fungi; Ascomycota; Pichiomycetes; Serinales; Debaryomycetaceae.